CGGUCCAGAAGAGCAGGGACCGUCCCGGAAAUGAAGGGAAGAAAAAAAAGGAAAAAUAAAAAAAACCGCGGAUGACGACGACCGUGUCACGGACUCCACCUCGCAACAGAUGAAUAACGAUACAUGGUGGUCACCAGAAUCGAGCGGAAGAGAAACUAACAACUACCGUGUUAUGUUUGACCGGCUCGCGGCGCCUCUCUUUCGCCGAGCAGCGUGAGCGGAGCCCCGGCCGUUAGCCCGACCGACCCGACCGACCCUCCCUCCUUCCCCGCUAUGGAUGUUCUACUGUGGAUGGCGCCGCUGAUGGUGCCGCUCGUGGUGGUGGUGCUGCUGUGGAGCAGCGGUCACACGCUGGUGUUUUAUUUCAAAAAGUGCUUCUACGUGGCCUGGAUGAUGGCGCUGGCGCUGUUGGCUAUCCCGCUGUGCGUGCUCAAAAGCGGCGGCAGGGACGUGGAGAACAUGAGAAUUAUCCGCUCCCUGGUUCGACACGUCAAGUAUUUCCUCGGCCUGCGAUUCGAAGUCAGCGGCUGGGAGCACCUGCAGACCCCGGGCCCCUACGUCGUCAUCUCCAACCACCAGAGCUCGCUCGACGUUUUGGGCCUGAUGGAGAUCCUCCCCGACCGUUGCACCAUGAUCGCCAAGAAGGAGCUGAUCUACGCCGGCACGGUGGGCCUCAUCUGCUGGCUGGGCGGCAUCGUCUUCAUCAACCGCAAGAAGACCAGCGACGCCAAGAGCGUCAUGGCCGACGCCGCCAAAACCAUGUUGAACGAGCAGAUCCGUCUGUGGGUGUUUCCAGAGGGAACGCGGAACCAGAGAGGAGACCUUUUGCCUUUCAAAAAAGGCGCAUUCCAUCUGGCCGUGCAAGCGCAAGCGCCAAUCAUACCGGUGGUCUUCUCCUCGUACAGUAACUUCUACCUACGGAAAGAGAAGCAGUUCAAAUCGGGUAAGCGUUUCCGCACAAGUAUCUGUGCUUGUACUCGAGCACAGAGUGCGAGUACUUUUGCCACCUGUACCGUAGGGACCAUCCGGUUGAAGAUCCUUCCGAAGAUCGAGACCAAGGGCAUGACGUCCGAGGACGUGGCGUCCCUCGCCGACAAAUCCUUUGACGUGAUGCGAUCAGCCUUCCUGGACAUCUCUGGCUUGGCGUGCGGCAACGGGCCCGUGAGGCACUGAGCGCCCGCCAGUCUGCCCGCCCGCCUUUUUGUCAACCUCGGCCUCUCCACGCCCACCGCCACGUUUAUCCCCCAUUACUCUCUGGCCAGGCAGCCGGUCCCGGUCCGGGACCCGGUUCUGGUCCGCGCAGUCCUGACCCUCGCGGUGUCUGCGAGCGGAGUGACGGACGGCGAGCCCAGCUGUACGGAUGUGCGUAGUUUUUUCGUGCAUGCCCUUUGCGCGUUCUUCGCUUUGGAUGCAUUUGUUUUGUUUUUUAAUUUUAAAUCCUCUCAUGUUGCCAUUUUGUUGUGGUUAUUUUGGGACGAGGUGGACGUCCACACACCACUCGAAGUUCAUCUGGUGCGCCAACAAGUGGCGGUGACAGCGUUUGUUUAGCAGGCGCUCUCUGAUCUGGUGGGGUGACAAUAAAGAAACGAGACUGCACUUGUCGCGGUGCUCUCGCCAUUAUUCAAGCUAAUUGUUCACUACCAAGAUGCAUCAGAGCCACUAUGAAAAAAUACUUGUAAUGGAACUUUUUUUAUUAUUGCUACUACGACAAGAAUAAAGAAUUUUGAGAAAAUGGCAGUCAAAUUUAAAUUUAACAGGCAAAUUGAAGUAAAAAUAUGACUUUAUUGUCAUUAUGACUUGAAAAAAAUAUUUUUGUAAGAUUAGGAGUGUUUCUCAAAAUAUUAUGCCCUUUGUUGACUUUUUUUUCUAGCUAAAAUGCAACUUUAUUCACUUUCACUAUUAUGACUUGAUUUAAUUUUUAUUUUUUUCUUAUAUAUAAAAAUAUGACCAUCCUCAGACAAAAAUGUCACUGUAUUAUUCCAACUUUUUGCUCAAAAUGUGACUAUUAUAAAACUACUGCUUUAUUCUUGUCAUAUUAUGCCCAUUUCUGACUUUUUUUCUGAAAGAAAUGACUUGAUUCUCUUAAUAUUGCACCCAUAGUCUUAAUUCUAAAAAAUUAUGACUUUAUUCUUAAAAAAAAAAAAAAAAAAAAAAUGUUGACUUGUCCUGACUUCUUUUCUAAAAAAACAAAUAUCUCCUUAGAGUAUUUUUCUUGAAAAAUAUUCUCAUGUUUCGUCCUCGGUCGACUUUUUUUUAUUUUUUUUCAUUAAAAUAAGAAUGUUUCUUGUUAGCUACAAUUUUUUUAUUUUUUAAAAGCCACCUAGCCUUGCUGGGAAUAGCAAAUAAAAGUGAGUAAUUAAAGUCCCUCAAAUAUGUUAUAUCAGAUUAUACCAUUACAGAAAGAGAGCAAAUAGUACAGAUUGGUGAGUUUUAAGUGAAUUACUGAGGAACAGUUCCAUAUAAAAAAAACAAGUGAAUUCGUAAAUGGUGAACUAACUGUGAAUAGUAUAUAAGAAGGAAUAUUCUCAUAUUGACUUUUUUACCAAUAAAAUGUGACUUUAUUCUAACACGCUUUGUCUGUUCCUCAAAAAAAAGUUCUCUUUUUUCUUUAAAAAAAAUACUGCUGUAUUGUUUAAAAAAGUACUUGUUCAAUAUAGCACCCACCCCCCCGGAUUAUUAUUAUUUUUUACUAUUGUCACGCCGUUUGUAUUUUCUUGACAUUUUACAACUUGCGACAAUUUUUAAAAACACGUGGCUGGUGAAGUCACGUUUCUUUACUGUCACAUGGACAAAAAGUGGCCCACUGAAAUGUUUUUCAUUUGACUGGCAUCAUAAAUGUAGCGUAACAUGUUUUAGCUUAGUGACUUUGCCCCGUAGCGUUAUUAUAUUUUACUUUUUAACAAAUUUCGGCCUUCAUUCAUAUUCUGCUAAUGUACCUGUCUCGGCCUUCGGGAUGAGUGUGCGAGCUACUAACUGCAUUUUAAUGUCUCGUUUUUUUGGUUAUUGUUUUGUGCUAUUUAAAGUGGGCUGACGUCAUUGCGCGCUGAGCUAGCGUCCGAGCUAGCACGCGUCUAUUGAUUCAAUGUUCAAUAUAUAGCUGGUUUGACGAGUGACGCUCGCCUGUAUUCGCUUAAUUCACGUCCGCUCUACACGCACACGUCACAGUUAAUGUUGCAUUCAGGCAAUAGGAAUAUUAACUUGUUAUUAAUCCAGUUAAUUACCCCCCCCCCCCCCUCGUCAUCAAUAUGCGAUUUUAUUCUCAUCACAUUGGGGUUCAUUCUCGUAAUAUUCCAUCCUUUGUGUUGACUUUUUCCAUCCAUCCAUCCAUUUUCUGAGCCGCUCAUCCUCACACUCGGGACGCGGGGUGUUGACUUUUUUUUUUAUUCCCAUAAGAUUAGGACUUUUUUCAUGUUACGGCCUUUUUUUUCCCCAAUCAAAUACGGCUUUUUCAUUAAAAAAAAAAAAAAAGUGACUUCAUCCUCGAAAAAAAAUGCUACUAUUUUCAUAACAUUACGACUUUUUCUCAUAGUGUUAAACCCUUUGUGUUGACCUUUUCUUGAUAAAUUGUGACUAAAUCUAAUCUAAUCUAAAAAAAAAAAAAAAUACAUUUAGGAAAAAAGUAUUACUUUAUUCUGGUAAGACAAGCAGACGAUCUGAAAAAAUAUACCCAUCCACCCCCCCAAACUUUUUCUUUAAAGAUAACUUGCAACACUCUGCUUCAAUAUAUUUAUAUUUUUGUCAACUUCUUGCAUUUUGAAUGUCAAAUAGAACCAAAAAAAAUAAUAAUUGUCUAAAGGGAGCGUUUUGGGACAUAUGCCCCGCUCCCUUUCUGACCAUCCAACCAUCCAAUUGGUCAAGCAGUCAGGCUUAUUAUAUGGGUGACUGCAUUUAUGCUAAUGUUGUGGUGUGCUGCAAUUAUAUAUUUUUCCCCUCUCCCAGAAUGUCAAGGAAAAUUAUGAACAAUUUCCUUAUGUUUUUUUCUUUUUCUAUUUUUUUUUUAUAAAAAUCAUUUUCACCAAAGCUAUUAAAAACGGGACGUAAUACCCCGCAGUGUGUGUGUGCAUGUGUUCGUGUGUGUGUGGGAUCCUAAACCCCGCCGCCCCAUUCGCAGUAUUCUGGCUAAUAUUGACGAUGUCGUGUUUUUUUAGUUGACUUACUAAAACAAAUGGGGUAAAUGUGAAUUUGCCUUGCAAAAGAUUUCAAUAAAUUUAUUUCUUCUUA
Phyllopteryx taeniolatus (common seadragon) is the source of this 4221-nucleotide messenger RNA. RefSeq names its product 1-acylglycerol-3-phosphate O-acyltransferase 2 (lysophosphatidic acid acyltransferase, beta) (gene agpat2). Gene Ontology annotation, molecular function: 1-acylglycerol-3-phosphate O-acyltransferase activity. The coding region runs from base 274 to 1173 and encodes 299 amino acids. The transcript has 5 exons. Gene Ontology annotation, biological process: phosphatidic acid biosynthetic process. Gene Ontology annotation, cellular component: endoplasmic reticulum; membrane. NCBI's taxonomy places the organism in Eukaryota, Metazoa, Chordata, Actinopteri, Syngnathiformes, Syngnathidae. The record is from RefSeq and is a predicted model, not a curated record.